CUGACUUCCGGCCAGGCCGUUGUCUGGGUGGCGCGGUCGAGUCAUCGUUGGGCCUCGCCGCUUCGAUCUCCUAUCCCUCCCCCCCCCACCCCCCGCCCCAGCGCGGGGGGUCGACCAGCCUAGUGGCGCGGGAGGCGACCCGGAUCUUCCCCUCCGUUUCGCUGUGGCCAGCUCCCUGGCCCCCCCGCGCUGGGGUCCGGGGUCCUUGGGGCCCGCGAGGCCCGGUCUGAGGGGCCGGGGCCUACGUGGGCCCGCCGCGGGGCCCCAUGAGGCAUAGCCUGACCAAAUUGCUGGCGGCCUCGGGCAGCGACUCCCCAACCCGCAGCGAGAGCCCGGCGCCGACCGCGACCUGCUUGCUGCCCCCGGACCUGACCCGGGCGGCGGCGGCUGCAGCGGCGGCGGCGGAGGAAGGGACGGCGGCGGCCGGAUCUCCCGGCCGCAAGCAGCCGAGCGGCGACGAGGGCGAGUUGGAGGCCGGGAGGGGGGGCCGCGGCGGCGUGGCCGUGCGCGCGCCCUCGCCGGAGGAGAUGGAGGAGGAGGCGAUCGCCAGCGUCCCCGGGGAGGAGACGGAGGACAUGGACUUUCUGUCCGGGCUGGAACUGGCAGAUCUUUUGGACCCCCGGCAACCAGACUGGCACCUGGAGCCCGGGCUCAGCUCGCCGGGCCCUCUCUCCUCAUCCGGCGGAGGCUCGGAUAGCGGCGGCCUGUGGAGAGGGGACGACGACGAUGAGGCCGCGGCUGCCGAGAUGCAGCGCUUUUCUGACCUGCUGCAGAGGCUCUUAAACGGCAUCGGAGGCUGCAGCAGCGGCAGUGACAGUGGCAGCGGCGAAAAGAGGCGGAGAAAGUCCCCAGGAGGAGGCGCGGGCAGCAGCGGCAACGACCACAACCAGGCGGCGACAAAGAGCCCCCGGAAGGCGGCGGCGGCGGCCGCCCGUCUCAAUCGGCUGAAGAAGAAGGAGUACGUGAUGGGGCUGGAAAGCCGGGUCCGGGGUCUGGCAGCCGAGAACCAGGAGCUGCGGGCCGAGAAUCGGGAGCUGGGCAAGCGCGUGCAGGCACUGCAGGAGGAGAGUCGCUACCUACGGGCCGUCUUAGCCAACGAGACCGGACUGGCUCGCUUGCUGAGUCGGCUGAGCGGCGUGGGACUGCGGCUCACCACCUCGCUCUUCAGAGACUCGCCCGCCGGUGACCAUGACUACGCUUUGCCCGUGGGAAAGCAGCAGCAGGACCUGCUGGAAGAGGACGACUCGGCGGGAGGAGUGUGUCUUCAUGUGGACAAGGAUAAGGUGUCGGUGGAGUUCUGCUCGGCGUGCGCCCGGAAGGCGUCGUCCUCUCUUAAAAUGUAGGGUCAAGUAAUCUGCUCUUUACCCGCGUUUACCCCUUUCAACUCCCUUACACCAUGUAAAACACCUUAGUGGGACAUCGUCACUGGACACAUUUCAGAGGAGGAAAAAAGUAAUAUUGAAUCUUUAAGUGUUUAGCUAAAAGCAUGAAUGUGACACUGUAACCAACUCCUAAUGAUAACAUGUGACUAUUAAAUCUCUCUGACAGUUUCUUUUUUAGGUGAUUUCCUUCCUGCCAGGCUCCGUUGUAGGGGUUACAGAACAGUCGUUCCCGCCUCACAACCUGGUAAGGAUCCAUCUCUUCACGUAACGCUCAUGCUCUGCUGCUUAGUCUACUUUAAUGGGCAACAUCUCAAUGUGUGUGUGGGGGUUUUUUUUUUUCUUUUCUUUUCUUUUUUCUUUUUUGGAAGGUGGGAGGGGAAAUCUAAUUUGGGCCCUGUCCACCCUGGAAACAGACUUGUGCUGGUCAAUAAUGUAUUUAAGAUGCUUCUUCUGGUUGCAAUAGCUGUUAAUGUGUCCCCUUGUUCAGACUUGCGUGUACCUAGCUCUUCUGUCCCCAGUGUGGACAUGGCCUUGGAUGACAUCGGUUCCAACUGUACACUGAAAGCUGCUAAUAGACAUACAGUUUGGAGACAGUGAAACAGGUGAAGUUGAAUGGAAGUUCCGAGUUGUACGAGGUGCAAAUUGGAAUUCCAAUUUUAGAGCAACUUUUUAGAGGCUGACAAUAAGUAUUUGGGGCUUGCACAAAUGUGAUAGUUAUUUUGCUGGAGGUGACAGAAAUGUCUUAAAUAUUUGGGAAUGCCAUUUAGUUUUCAGAGGAGAUUUAGAAAUACGAUCUAUUCAGAGUAAAAGAUUUUAAUAUCUCACCAGUAGAGAAGUUGGAAAUUGACAUGCAUAUCUGUGUUAAUUAAUUGAAGGAGGAAUAAGAAUGGUUAAUGAAAUGUUUCUUUGAGGACCAGCACAGUGAUUACCCUAUCACUGAGUAUAAAUAAAUUGUUGAAUACUUUUACUUUUGUUGUAUUAAAAUUUUAGGUUAAAUUUAUGUAUGAUUAGAUAUUGAAGGUUGUGAAAUGUGAAUGAAAACGUGUAAAGUGAGGCUUCACAAAGAAUGUUAUUCUCCUUAUUUCAAAGGUUUUUGUCCUAUUUAAAAAUAAUUUUUAAAAAUGAGUGGUUCUAGCUACUCAACACGAUUGACACUUUUUCCAAAGAUGGGACAUAUUCUUCCCUUGAAGUACUGUAUUAUCCAUUGUCUAAUUGUAUAGAUUGAGUUACUGUGUCCUUCAGUGUAAGAGGCAUUAAGAAAUUCUUUGUGAAACAUCACUGUUUGAUAAAGUAUAUACAUAUUUAGCAUCCUUGUUUUUCUUUGUGCUAAAGUGGAUACAGCUGUUGGGGCAGAAGAGACGGGACCAGCUGCUGGCCACAUUUCCUGCUUUAUUUUAAAAGGUAGUAUAAGAAAUGAGGAAAAAGAGGUAAUAUCAGGGCUUCUGCUGUCUUUUAUUUUAAAAUGUUCAUAACUAAAAACUAUUUUCCAGCAGUCCAAAGAUGUAAGUUAUCUUACACAUAAAAUGUUUUAUUUUGUUGUUAUUUGGUUAUAAAAAUGGAAUCCUUGUUCUUGCACAACUGUAAAUGUUUUGUUGCUAGAUAACACAAUUUGAGACCUAACUUGGUCUCUGGUUUCCAGUGCAUUACAGCAUAUUUUGUAAAAUCAUCUACUGCACUUGAGCAUGAAUGGGUAGUAGCCAAACUCACAACCUGGAGUGAUGAACCUGCUUAUACCUAAGUGCAGGAGCAAGCCCCUCACAAUGCAGCUGCAUGGAUUUUUAGUGCCUACUGAAUUAUAUAUAUAUACAUAUAUAUAUAAAAACCAAAAGUAGUUGGAAAAAUUAUUUGAAAUGACUAAUUUGUGCUAUCUCUAUGGAAUAUGUUAAAUGUAGCUUUUUGAAACAGAAGCCUUGAACUGAAAUUUAAUUAAUACUUGAACAUUUUGUAUAUAUUUCUUUGUAUAUAAUUUUGUGCAGUACCAAUGACAAAAAUACGGUGUCAUAAUAAAACCAGGUUUGUUGAUCUUUCAGUUAUGGGCUCAAAGAAUUUAUUCAUCUCUAACAUGACAUUUGAAAAUAAUGGAUGAAAAUAGGAAAAAUGAUUGUUGUUAAUGCUGACUUUGGGUCUUAAAAGGUUCUGGAAGCAGUAAGUGUGUUUUUCUAAAAUACCAUUCCCUUGGAAUAUUUUCUUCCUAAUGUCAGUGUUUUUCCUGCAUUAUUUGAAGUUUGGGGCUGGGGAGAAACAGUAGUCAUAGCUCUCUGAAUGGGAUGCUUUGAAAAUUCCAAGUGUAGAUUUUUAGAAUGUCAUUUUAUAAAUGGCAGUUUUUGGAAAUACUUGAUUAAGAACUUUUGAGAAUGGAGAUUAGUAUCGCCUAUUUUUAAAGCUGCUUAUUUAGGUUCCUUAUGUUUUAACUGUCUUUUCUUAGUUUCCAUUUCAUUCUUUUUUUUUUUCCUAAUUUUGAUGACUUAGUGGUUUUGUCAUUUUUUACAUCAACUUCAUGGUCUUGUUUUUACAUGGUAUUGCAUGUAUUUAGGACCUAUCUAACAGGGGCUUUAAAUAAAUUUGAUCAUAUUUAUGUGUAAGCACAUUUUACUGUAAAUGUUUGGGUUUCUGAAUUUACAACAGAUCUGUUUAUUUCAGUAUGUAGUAAACAAUAUCUUAAAGUGUCCUAUUCACUACUUGUUAAUUAAAAAAAGUUAUGAUUAAUAUGAAAUUGUUGUCUUACUAUUUUUAGAAAAUUGUGUUCUGAAUGAUUAGUAGCUGGAUAAAGGAGAUUUCUGGAAUAUGGAUUAUUUUGAAAUGUUAAGGUUUGGCUGUAUUGACUCUAGUGGUUGGUUGAAAACAACUUAGUAUUUGGGGAACCGUUUUCUUUUUUCUCCCUAAUUGCCUCUAUGGCAAAAUGAUACAGAGUUAGAGUAAAGAGGUAGCUUUUUAAUAUUUGACUUCUGAUGGUGACAGGAAUUCAUACAUUAAUUGAACUAACACAUCAUAUUGACCUCCUAUUUCUAUCAUAUUGACUUACUGUUUUUUCUGCACUUUCUUGACCAGUCCUAACUAAAAAGUCCACGUUUGUUAAAAUGUAGUCACACUUCUGAUAUAAUCCAACAAAAAGUGUUCAAAAUAUUUUAAAUACUUGUGCAUUUUGUAAUCACUAAAUUAAUCUCUCUCUCUUCUCUUUAAACAGCUUAGCAGUGUCUGCAAAAACGAAUCUUUUCCUACAACCUGUUAACUGACUGGACUGAUGGUAACAAAGUAAUUGUGGGAGCCAUGUCGGUCAAAAAUUUGGCAUCUGCUGAAAAAAAUGAAUGCCAUUUUCAAGUUCCCAAAUUACUUCUGUACUGAUUUCACUUUCCAGAUUUCACUUUCCAGAAAUGGAGAUUUGAAAAGAUUCUCUGGAAUCCUUGAAAGACUUAAUAGAAAUAUAUGAGACUAAGUUAAUUUUGGAACAAAAUCAUACUUUUUUUUGUCUUUCAUGGGAGUGAUACUCAGUUCUUUGCAUACCUUUUAAAAAUUGUAACCAUUGGAGAAGAGAAUUAUAGUAUUUCAUCAAGGAAUAAUAGAUUCUUUACACAAUCAAGAGCACAUUCUGUAGAAUUACAUUUAGUGGAAUAGAAUUACAUAAACAGGCCAUCAGAGAUCACAAAGCAUAUCAUGAGUUUGUAUUUCUUGGAACUUGAGAGCUAAUCUGAAGUAUAGGCAGACCUUGCUGAGAAGAAUAUAGAAGUUAAUGUAAAGUCCUUAACUACACAGAGUAGUCUUUUUAAGUAGAUGCAUUGAUUUGUCUUGUGUAUCUUUGAAAAAAUUUAUUAUGAUUAAAUUGUGAGUCAUUAAUUGAAAUUCAGGGUAAUAGGAUGUUUGGAUUCUGAGGUUUUGGCUUCUUGAAUUUUCUCUGAAUACUUGACACUUUCUUGAAUAUUUUGAGGUUUCUAACGAAUGGUAUCCUAGUUUCUACUGUUAUAUUAAAAUUUCUCUAGUGUUA
Molecule: messenger RNA, 5361 nt
Organism: Suricata suricatta (meerkat)
Lineage: Eukaryota; Metazoa; Chordata; Mammalia; Carnivora; Herpestidae
Gene: CREBZF
Product: CREB/ATF bZIP transcription factor
Exons: 2
Coding region: 267-1343 (358 amino acids)
Biological process (GO): regulation of transcription by RNA polymerase II
Cellular component (GO): nucleus
Molecular function (GO): DNA-binding transcription factor activity; transcription cis-regulatory region binding
Source: RefSeq, a predicted model, not a curated record